Messenger RNA from Saccostrea cuccullata (small rock oyster), 5804 nucleotides. RefSeq names its product progranulin-like. Gene Ontology annotation, cellular component: extracellular region. The coding region runs from base 116 to 3886 and encodes 1256 amino acids. The transcript is spliced from 18 exons. Lineage: Eukaryota; Metazoa; Mollusca; Bivalvia; Ostreida; Ostreidae. The record is from RefSeq and is a predicted model, not a curated record.
UGUCGUGUAAGUAAACACAUUCGGUCGCUUUGCUUUACCCACCUGACUGCAUCUCAUGUGACUUGUAUUGAGUUUUAUUUUUCAUAUGAUAGUUGACAAGAGUUGAGGACACAAGAUGCGCGGCUUUCUACUCCUCCCAUUGGUUGCGGCGGUCGUCCACUGUGAUACACUUUAUUUCCAUCCCAGGGAGAAUCCCGCCGUUCCCGGGACUCCGUGUCAGGACGGGAAAUCCUUCUGUCCGGACGGGAGCACCUGUUGUGUCCAGGAGACAGGGGAAUAUGGAUGCUGUCCUCUCGCUGAUAAAGUUUCGCUGAAGUUAGAGAACGUAGUUUGUCCUGAUGGUCAGCAUGAAUGUAAAACUGGACAGACUUGCUGUAAACUGUCUAGUGGAGAAUAUGGGUGUUGUCCAUUACCAAAGGCAGUCUGCUGUAGCGAUGGUAAACACUGUUGUCCAGAAAGCACGACCUGUGAUACUGGUACCGGAAAGUGCCAGAGAGGGAACCAGCUGACAGUGGACUGGUUUGAGAAAGAACCUGCUCUGUUAAGAUCCGAGAAUGUGGUUUGCCCUGAUGGUCAACAUGAAUGUAAGACUGGACAGACUUGCUGUAAACUGUCCAGUGGAGGAUAUGGGUGUUGUCCUGUUCCAAAUGCUGUGUGCUGUAGUGAUGGUAAACACUGCUGUCCUUCUGGGACUACUUGUGAAGUGUCAUCAGGCAAAUGUAAAAGAGGGUCCAGUCUAGUCAUGGACUGGUUUGAGAAACAACCUGCUCUGUUCAGAUCCGAGAAUGUGGUUUGUCCUGAUAGUCAACAUGAAUGUAAGACUGGACAGACUUGCUGUAAACUGUCUAGUGGAGGAUAUGGGUGUUGUCCUAUACCAAAUGCUGUGUGCUGUAGUGAUGGUAAACACUGCUGUCCUUCUGGGACUACUUGUGAAGUGUCAUCAGGCAAAUGUAAAAGAGGGUCCAGUCUUGUCACAGACUGGUUUGAGAAACAACCUGCUCUGUUAAGAUCCGAGAAUGUGGUUUGUCCUGAUGGUCAACAUGAAUGUAAGACUGGACAGACUUGCUGUAAACUGGCCAGUGGAGGAUAUGGAUGUUGUCCUGUACCAAAUGCUGUGUGCUGUAGUGAUGGUAAACAUUGUUGUCCUUCUGGGACUACUUGUGAAGUGUCCUCAGGCAAAUGUAAAAGAGGGUCCAGUCAAGUCACGGACUGGUUUGAGAAACAACCUGCUCAGUUAAGAUCUGAGAAAGUUGUUUGUCCUGAUGGUCAGUCAGAGUGCAAGACAGGACAGACUUGCUGUAAAUUGUCCAGUGGACAGUAUGGAUGCUGUCCUCUACCAAAGGCAGUGUGCUGUAGUGAUGGUAAACACUGCUGUGCAGAAGGAACAACUUGUGAUGUGUCCUCAGGGAAAUGUAAAAGAGGGUCCCAUUUAGUCAUGGACUGGUUUGAGAAACAACCUGCUGUGUUAAGGUCAGAGAAUGUGGUUUGUCCUGAUGGUCAACAUGAAUGUAAGACUGGACAGACUUGCUGUAAACUGUCCAGUGGAGGUUAUGGGUGUUGUCCAUUACCAAAGGCAGUCUGCUGUAGCGAUGGUAAACAUUGCUGUCCAGAAAGCACGACCUGUGAUACUGGUACCGGAAAGUGCAAGAGAGGGAACCAGUUGACAAUGGACUGGUUUGAGAAAGAACCUGCUCUGUUAAGAUCCGAGAAUGUGGUUUGUCCUGAUGGUCAACAUGAAUGUAAGACUGGACAGACUUGCUGUAAACUGUCUAGUGGAGGAUAUGGGUGUUGUCCUGUACCAAAUGCGGUAUGCUGUAGUGAUGGCAAACACUGCUGCCCACAGAACACGAAGUGUGAAGUCUCCUCCGGGAAGUGUACAAGGGGUGACAGUCUGGAGCUCCACUUGAUCGAGCAGCUUCCAGUUGCCAAACCUCCACAGGGAGGUCUUCUAUCUUCUGUCAUGUGCCCUGACGGCGCCUCAGAGUGCAAGGAUGGGCAGACAUGUUGUCUGUUAACCAGCGGCAAAUAUGGCUGCUGCCCAAUCCAGGACGCUGUCUGCUGUUCAGAUCAUAUCCACUGCUGCCCACAAGGAACAAGGUGUGACCUGCAGGAACAGAAAUGUAUCGGGCACGGGGAAAGUCUAGGGAUCAUCAGCAUGGACAUGGUCCAGAUAAAAGAGGGGAAAUCCCAGGAAUCCCAUCCCUUGACCCCUCUAACAGCAAAUGUUGAAUGUCCUGAUGGCCAAUCAGAAUGCAAGACAGGGCAGACAUGUUGUAAACUGUCCAGUGGAAAAUAUGGGUGCUGCCCCCUGCCAAAGGCUGUGUGCUGUGCUGACAUGAGACAUUGCUGCCCCGAGGGAACCACUUGUGAAGUUUCCUCAGGGAAGUGUAAGAGGGGAGAUAACAUACUGAUGGACUGGUUCCAGAAGUUACCUGCAGUGGUCAAGGCAGAAAGUGUUAUGUGUCCUGAUGGUCAGCAUGAAUGUAAAGAUGGACAGACAUGCUGCAAAACUGCUAGUGAACAAUGGGGAUGUUGUCCUUUACCAAAUGCUGUUUGCUGUAGUGAUGGUAAACACUGCUGUCCUUCUGGGACUACUUGUGAAGUGUCAUCAGGCAAAUGUAAAAGAGGGUCCAGUCUUGUCACGGACUGGUUUGAGAAACAACCUGCUGUGUUAAGAUCCGAGAAUGUGGUUUGUCCUGAUGGUCAACAUGAAUGUAAGACUGGACAGACUUGCUGUAAACUGUCUAGUGGAGGAUAUGGGUGUUGUCCAUUACCAAAUGCUGUGUGCUGUAGUGAUGGUAAACACUGCUGUCCUUCUGGGACUACUUGUGAAGUGUCCUCAGGCAAAUGUAAACGAGGGUCCAGUCUAGUCACGGACUGGUUUGAGAAACAACCUGCUCUGUUGAGAUCCGAGAAUGUGGUUUGUCCUGAUGGUCAACAUGAAUGUAAGACUGGACAGACUUGCUGUAAACUGUCUAGUGGAGGAUAUGGGUGUUGUCCUCUACCAAAUGCUGUUUGCUGUAGUGAUGGUAAACACUGCUGUCCUUCUGGGACUACUUGUGAAGUGUCAUCAGGCAAAUGUAAAAGAGGGUCCAGUCUUGUCACGGACUGGUUUGAGAAACAACCUGCUCUGUUAAGAUCCGAGAAUGUGGUUUGUCCUGAUGGUCAACAUGAAUGUAAAACUGGACAGACUUGCUGUAAACUGUCUAGUGGAGGAUAUGGGUGUUGUCCUGUACCAAAUGCUGUGUGCUGUAGUGAUGGUAAACACUGUUGUCCUUCUGGGACUACAUGUGAAGUGUCAUCAGGCAAAUGUAAAAGAGGGUCCAGUCUUGUCACGGACUGGUUUGAGAAACAACCUGCUGUGUUAAGAUCCGAGAAUGUGGUUUGUCCUGAUGGUCAACAUGAAUGUAAGACUGGACAGACUUGCUGUAAACUGUCUAGUGGAGGAUAUGGGUGUUGCCCAUUACCAAAUGCUGUGUGCUGUAGUGAUGGUAAACACUGUUGUCCUUCUGGGACUACAUGUGAAGUUUCCUCAGGCAAAUGUAAAAGAGGGUCCAGUCUAGUCACGGACUGGUUUGAGAAACAACCUGCACUAAAAAGACAUCACACAGAAAUAAAACCAAAAAAUAAAGUUGUUUGUCCUGAUCAGACUACAAGCUGUCCUGACAAGAAUACAUGCUGCAAAAAUAAGGAAGGCAAAUUUGGGUGCUGUGCCUAUAAUAACGCUGUUUGCUGUAAGAGUGGUACUUACUGUUGUCCUAAAGGCUAUAUCUGUGAUACACUACCAGAAAUCUGCAGAAUGCCGGAGGCCAAAGAAGCUUGGAAAAACACUGCCAAUAUAUUUAUACAGAAUAUAUUAAAGAAAAGGGUCCAGGACCUACCAUAAUGUGGCUAUCAGCUUAAUUGAUGUAUAUAUUAAUCUGUUACUGUAAUUUGGGUGCCUGUGUUAAGAAUAAUGUUGAAAGCUACAAAAGUAUACUUUAAAAUUAGAUAAAUAUUUUUAUGAAAUGUUAGAGAAGUUAAAAGAUUUAAUUAUGUUAGUGUUAACUUCAAGUACAUGUAGAUGGCUGAUUAUCUCGUUUUGUAUGUUUCAUGGGUUGGUGUAUAAAUUGAAAUUUUGCUAAGAGCGUACCCAAUUGUUACCUUUUAGAAAUUUUUUUUAAUGUUUAGAGGGUCUAGUUAUGUUUAAAAAAUUUUCAUUGAGCCAUUUGUAUUGACCUAUAAAAACCAAAAUGUUAUAUUGACAUAUUGACAGCUUUUUUGAAAGAAUUCAUUUAACUAAAUAAUAUAAAUUUAAUAAAAAAAAUAUUUCAUAUACAGUCUUUCUAGCACCUAAGUGCUGGGACUUGAUUGCUUAUUUAUGAACAUUUAGGUAACAACAUGUAGCAAAUACAGAAGUGUAUGUGUGUUUAUAAUACAGUGCAGAAUUUUUUUUUAACCUAUCAACCUAAAACUCAAUGAAACCCCCAUUAAUAAGGGGUAACAAAUAAUAUUAUGUUUUUGGUGAAUGAGAUUUAUAUGAUAAUUCAGCUUUUGUUAAUAUUGACAGUAUGUAUUUGAUAGUGUCAUUGUUUUAUUUAUAAAAUGAAUUUGUAUUACAUUUUUGUACAUACACCUAUCCCUAGUCUAAAUACCUUUCUACUUAUAAAAGAAAUUCUAAGCAAGCAAAUUGUAUAAUUUGUAUCAUUUUUGAAUUCAGAAACAUCUCUCAAGACUGCUUUUUGUAGAGAAAAUGUUUUUAUUUCACUAAGAUCAAAAAUAUAAUAUUAUCCAGAAGAAGCAUUCAAUUUUGUAAAUAUAACUAGUCAUAUGUAUUAUUGUUUAAGUGUUAAAUGUUUAGGAAACAUAUGCAUUGUAGCAAAAAGCAAAACUGUAGUGUUGAGGCCUAUUUUCAUGUACAUAUACACAUAAAUACAAAUUAAACCUUAAUUAAAUCAGGUUAAUGAUUUUAUUGCCAAGAUAGACUUCUUAACAUAAAAUUGGUAUGCCUGCAGUAUACAUAUACUAGUAUUCUAUUUUAGCUAGGUAAAAACGUAAUUUUUAAAUAAGUUUACUAUUUACUUGUACAUCAGUGCAGGGCAUUUGCCUUUUUUGGAUGCCCAUGAUAAUUACUACGAAACACUUGUAGCUAAUUUACAGGAAACUCAGGACACCCACAACCAUAAUCUCCACAAAAUGUUAAAAAAUGACAAAGUACAGUUAAGGGGUUCAUUUCUUCAACCUCAAAGAAAUCAAAUCCCAAUCAACCUUGUGUAUGUACAUGUAUAUACAUGUAAAUAAAGUUUAAUAUUUGGCAAACCCAAAAAUCCUGAUGCAAUGAAGGUAAAUGAUGCUACAGUAUCUAGGUUUCUUUUUAGCGCUAGCAAGCAAACAAUGAGCAAGAUAAUUUAUCUGAAAGUAAAUUCCUGUUUAUUACUGAUCAAUUUAACUUAGUUUAAAGUCUGGCAGAAAGAUGUGUUUAGCUUCAGUUUGUAGAAAACUUAUGUUUUGUUAAAGAAAUAUUAAAAAGGUACAAGCAGUGUCAUAAUUCCAAUUCAAAACAUUCUUGAGAACAGUGUUGAAAUUAAUUUUUUAUAUUUUUUUCUUACACUUAGGGGAAAUUUGUAAGCCUUUAUGUGUUGUGUUUGCUCAUAUAAAUGUGUUUCAAGCAAAGAAAUUGUCACUUAAUAGUAUGUGUAAUUGUCACAUAUGUAUGUUUGACGUAAAUUAGUGUGAAUCGGCAUAUACAUGUAAAUUAUUUACUUGUAAAAGCAUUCCAAAGUCAUUUUCAGAUUUUUGUCACUCAAUAAACGUAAGCUACAAAA